AUGUUACAAUAUUCCAAGAGCAAUACUUCAGAUAAAUUAAAACUAGUGGAGUUUGAAGGAUACUUGAUUCCACUUUUUUUUUUGAACGUACUAAAACCUUAUCAAAAAGAAGGUCUACAGUGGUUAUUACAAAAUUAUGAAUUAGGCAUUAGUUGUAUUUUAGCAGAUGACAUGGGACUUGGUAAAACUAUCCAAGUAAUUGCUUUUUUAUCAGUUUUAAUUGAGAAUAAAACAUAUUUGCAACCAGGGUCGUGUUCUUUGACUAAUUAUUUGGACGACUUGUUAAAAAAAAACUUCAAAGACAAAAAUAAAAUCGUUGAUUCAAUGCUUGAAUAUAGUGAUUCUGUUUUUUCGAAACGUGUUUUGAUUAUAACAUGUACUACACUGCUGUAUCAGUUAGAAGCUGAAUUUUUGAAGUUUUAUCCGUUGAUACACAUAAAAAUUCAUAAAAGCACUAGCAGUUUAACUCAAAACAUCAAAGAGCUCGGUAUACAUGUAUUUGAAAUGGUAAUUCUCGAUGAAGGACAAAAAAUAAAAAAUCCCAACGGUUUAACUACUCUUGCAAUCAAACGAAUUAAGUCAAAGUUUAAACUCAUUCUAACUGGGACGCCGUUCCAAAAUAGUUUCAGAGAGUUAUGGAGCUUGAUAGAUUUCAUUAACCCUGGUCUUCUUGGUUCUUUGCCCGCGUUUCAAAUGGCCUUCAUAUCUCCUAUUGAAGACGGAUUUACAAAAGGGAUGCCUCUUGAUAAAAAGUUGUUCGCUAAAAAAUGUUUAACUUUAUUAAGAGGACUACUAACUGCCCAUAUUUUAAGACGCACUAAAACCGAUAGUAAAAUACUUAAUAACAUUCAAUGUGCUGAAUUAAUGUGUUUGUGUCCUAUUACUGCCAUUCAGUACAAAUUAUAUAUUAAUUUUCUAAAGGAAUAUGGUCCACAGUUUCUCAAAAAUAUUACAGCUUUAAAUUCCGUUCAGAAAGAUACUAAAAACCAUUCAUUAAAAUAUUUUAACAUUCUUAGUAUUUUGUCAAACCAUCCUGAUGCCUUGUUUGAGAACUUAGAAGAAUUUGAGUAUAGAAUACACAAAAAUAACUUGACGUAUGGUGAUUAUGAACGUAGUGGUAAAUUAAAAGUAGUGCUUCAACUUUUAAAAAAGUUCGAAUUGGAAGGACAAAAAGUUGUUAUUUUUUCUCAGCGCAUCAAAUAUUUGAAUUUCAUUGAGAAUUAUAUAAGUUCGUCUUACAAAUAUUUAAAAUUAGAUGGCAGUGUUACUUCGUACCAGAAAAGAACAAGUAUGAUCGAUAACUUCAAUACAAAUUCAGAUAUCCGCGUUUUUCUUAUGAGUACAAAAAUUGGGGGUGUCGGUAUAAAUUUGUGUUCUGCGUCCAGAGUGAUUAUUUUUGAUCCUGACUGGAAUCCAGCAAAUGAUUCUCAAGCUUUGAACCGUUGCUAUAGAAUUGGCCAAUCUUGUAACGUAGAAAUUUACCGACUUAUAAGUGCAACUCCUUUCGAACAAUACAUGUAUCGCAUACAAAAACAAAAAUUAUCUAUUGCGAACGCAGUCUUUGACGAAGGAGUUAUUCAGUUGUCUAAAAGAGAUUUAACUGACCUUUUAGAAUAUCCAAAUCCAAUAGAUCCCAGUUCGAUGCUAGAUUUUAACUCAAUAGCAUAUCGUCUUUUACUAACUGCUCUCAAGAAUAAAAUUUCUUUUAACGACCCUAUUAGUGAUCCGAGUACUGUGUUCACAGAACAUUCGGAAAUACCUCAAGUUUUAUCAGAAUUUGAUUUUAAUAUUAUCAUUGACAAGAUUUUCCAAAAUUCAAACUUAGCUAAAGAUAAAGAAUCUUCUUCUGAUUUCGCAGAUCUUAUAAGUAAUUUGAAUCGUAUAAAUGAAGAUGAAUGCAGCGAUGUUGAUUACAAUGAUGCUUAUACUGACAAGCAAGCAGCUGUGAGUAAUCUGUUUAAAGCCACGGGUUCUUUGGUAUCUCAGAAGGAAUAUCAGGCCAUCAAUAAUACUAUUAAACAAAAGUUAGAGACAAGUGUCAAUUCGGAAUUUCGCUCAUUUGCUUUAAGUCAACGUGCCUGUCAAGCUAAAAAAGACAAUGAACUUGUUUGGACUGAUCGAUUCGAUACCUGUUAG
Molecule: messenger RNA, 2136 nt
Organism: Dermatophagoides pteronyssinus (European house dust mite)
Lineage: Eukaryota; Metazoa; Arthropoda; Arachnida; Sarcoptiformes; Pyroglyphidae
Product: DNA excision repair protein ERCC-6-like
Source: RefSeq, a predicted model, not a curated record